Lytechinus pictus (painted urchin) is the source of this 4365-nucleotide messenger RNA. Its product is annotated as P2X purinoceptor 4-like. The transcript has 12 exons. The record is from RefSeq and is a predicted model, not a curated record. The coding region runs from base 165 to 1433 and encodes 422 amino acids. Gene Ontology annotation, biological process: calcium ion transmembrane transport; response to ATP. Lineage: Eukaryota; Metazoa; Echinodermata; Echinoidea; Temnopleuroida; Toxopneustidae. Gene Ontology annotation, cellular component: nuclear inner membrane; plasma membrane. Gene Ontology annotation, molecular function: extracellularly ATP-gated monoatomic cation channel activity; purinergic nucleotide receptor activity.
GGUUCAACGGAUUGUACAUGAUCACCUGACACUGUAGUAAAUCACGUGAACGAAAGCAGGCGUGUCGCCGGUGCAGCUCAUACUCAUAGCUCGCUAUCGAUAUCUCGCGUAGUAUUUUUGAACGUGCAAAUAAUUUGUCUAAUUCAUCUCCCUGCAGAUUUGACAUGACAGAAGUGGUCGACAUACAACACAAAUCAACCACGACGAAGAUGUCUGUUGGUUCGUUUAUUUCGUCUACUGUAGCUAGUUUUUUCGAGUAUGACACGCCUAAGAUAGUGCACAUCAAAAGCAAGAAGGUUGGACUUAUUAACCGACUUCUACAGCUUGCAAUUAUUGGAUAUAUCAUUGGAUGGGUACUCGUGUACAAGAAAGGUUACCAGUCGACAGAUGAUGUUAUGAGUGCCGUAACAACCAAAAUGAAAGGCGUGGCAUAUACAAACAUAACCGAUGAACCCAAUCUUAAUGUGAAAGAUACAACACCAUACAACAGAAUUUGGGAUGUAUCGGACUACGUCAUUCCGCCACAGCAAACCAAUGCCUUCUUCGUUAUGACCAAUAUGAUCAUCACACCAGGCCAGAGUAAGGGAGAAUGUCCAGAGGAUCCUAAAAUACCUAAUGCAGAAUGUUCAGGGCCUGAGGAUUGUGAUGCUGGCAUGCCCAUCACCAAUGGAAAUGGUGUGAUGACUGGUAAAUGUGUCAACUAUACAUAUCCUGAUGGAAAUGUUACACAGACUUGUGAGAUCAAAGCUUGGUGCCCAGUUGAGUUUGAUAAAACUCCCGUGACCAAUAAAUCUGUUUUGAGUGAUGCUGCAAACUUCACUGUUCUAAUCAAGAAUAGUAUCCAGUUUCCUAAAUUCAAUGUUUCAAAACGUAACAUUCUAGAAGACAGCAAUAGUACAUACUUGAAGCAAUGUCAUUAUAGCAGUAGAACAGACCAGUUCUGCCCAGUAUUUACGCUCGGUACCAUAGCCAAGGAAAUAGGAGAAGACUUCAACAGCCUUGCUUACUUGGGAGCAGUAGUUGGAAUAAUAAUCCACUGGGACUGCAACUUAGACUACAGCCUAGAUAACUGCAGACCAAUGUACACCUUCCGAAGAUUAGAUAACAGAAAUGCCCUUAUUGCACCAGGCUACAACUUCAGAUACUCUAUAAACUACAAAGAGAAUGACACAGAAUUUAGAACCCAGACAAAGGCAUAUGGAAUACUCUUCCAAGUAAUCGUGUCUGGGGAAGCAGGAAAGUUUGAUGUUGUUCCUCUGAUUCUCAACAUUGCAUCUGGUUUGGCGUUGCUCUCAUUGGCUAGUAUUAUGGCAGAUAUAUGUGUAUUAUAUCUACUCAAAAAGCGGUACUUUUACAGACAGAAGAAAUACCAGCUAGUCGAUGACAUUCCAUAUGAGGAUGCAGAUGCUGAUACAGAUACAGAGACGCAAUAAAGGAAACCAUUCAUGUAGAUCUUUGAUGAGCAAUAGAUCAAUUCUUCUUCAAACAAGUUAUUGUUAUUACUUCAAAUAUGUCUUUCUCUUCUCACUUUACAAAUUCAUCAGUGCCUUUAGAGUAUUGCUUUAGUGAAUCUAAUGCCAACUGUCUUUGUACAACACCAUUGCAUUCAAGACUUUCCUAGUAGGGCAAUUCCAUAAAGCACAUGUGCAUCCAAUCCCUCUUGUUAAAUGAUUGAUCUAAACAUUGCAGAUGGGUUUUUCAUAAAGCUGUUUGUAAGUUAAGAGCUACUCUAAGAACGACUGAUGAACCUUUCUUACGCACUAAAUCACAAGUGAACAUUUAAUGGUAAAUAUCAUAAUACCACAAGAAAGGAUCACCAGUCAUUCUUAAAGUCACUUAACUUACGAACAGCUUUAUGAAACAGCCGGGAUUGUGCUUCAUUUGAUAUAAGUAAAUGCUUUCAUAUUAUUGGAUUGGUUAUUUUCAUGGAAUUGCCCAGUGGUUUUCAUCAGUCUUAAACAUUUGGAAAACAAAUGUUUUUUAAAUAUUUUGUAUGUAUGUUGCCAAACAGGAGAUUAAAUAAUGUACAUUCUAAUUUGGUUGUUAUGAUCAAAGCCAAGUACAAUUUAAUGGAUACAUUGUGUGCAUAACUUUGGACUUUAUAUGUUUGCAUUUUGGAUUUUAUGAAAAGUUGUCAUUCAAAGGUUACUAUUUUUCCUCCUAGCUGCAUGAAUAAUCGUGUCUCAUUGUUAAUUGUGAAGAUUCUGAAAUAAAUUUUUAUUCCGUAUUGGGUAAUUAUUUGAUGAGUGUACUAGAAAAAGUAACUUAUUUUGUGUGGUCAUAUAUUUAGAGACACGUGUAUAUUAAUCAUGCCAUGUCUGUUUAUAAAGUAUUUAAAAGCAAAUGAGAUUCUGUUCAUUCUCUGAAGACUGACUCGCUGUACAACUGGGGUAUGACCUGAUUUCUGGAAAUGAAAACAAAUUGAAUUUUGUUAUUGGAGAUUCAGAAUCACUAAGAAAUUUACAUGUUAAUCAGAAAUUUUGGUAAAUGCAAGCCUUUAGUUUGGACAAAUCAGUUUCAAAUUGUAUGUAACAGUUCAUAUAAUUGCAUAUUAGAUCAUUAUGGCUCCAAGAAAAUCACUUUUAUAAUUUAAAGAGGAUUUCAACAGUCUUGAAUUUGAACUAGAGUAUUCAUAUUAUUAUUCAGAACUUUGGACAGUAGGAUGUUCCUUGUUCGAAUUUUCACUUUUGUUCUUUAUAAAAAUUGAUGAUGACGCAAAUAUUUCAGGCAUUUGUCUGUAGGUCUGAGACUACCUUAAGCAGCUUUUUUAAAAGGAUUUCAACAUUCUUGUUUAGCCACUUUAGAAUGCAGCGAAAAAAUUACCCUCCCCUUAAUAUUACUGGAAAUAUACAGUAAAACUUGUGCAUCAAAUUGAUCAAUCAUUCUUUUUUAUGGUCUAAUUUAUAUUGUAUUGUAUUGUCAUUAUGAAUCAUCUGGGAACACUAUAUCGUCCUUUAGCUACCCUACAUUCAGACAAAUUAUGAUACUUUAAUGAACUCAUAUUGAAAUGGAUAACCCCAUUUCACUUUGUUAGGUGUCAUUUUGUUCUGUUUUAGCUGUACAACUAACUUAUAUCUGAACAUUGGGUAAAGUCUUCAGUUCUCUGCAAUACCAAGAAUAGAAAUGUCAAACAUAAUUGAGGAAGAACUUACGAUUCAUAGAAUUUCACGAAAAACACGUUUUUUUAGCCAAAAAUUUAAUUUUGAAAAUAUAGUGAAUCCCAUGAAUAUCAAAGUGAAGUCUAUUAAAACAAAAACUGUUCAUCAGUAAAAAGAAAUCUGCAGAUCAGACCUAUUGGCAGUAUUUAGCAUGUGUUCUUCAAGAUACUGCAGUACAUGUAUGUAUUAACAGAAAAUUACCUUUUUUAAAGAUUUAUUUUUUAUUGACAUACUGUUGCUUUAUAGUAUUGGUUUGCAUAAGUAAUUGAAGAACAGAAUUUGACAUUGGAUUACCAAAGAUUAUGGAACUCCACUUUUAAUAGAAAACAGAAAACUGGGGACUUUCCCAUAGGGAUGUCAGAAGACCAUGUCAAGCUUGUUGGUGAUGAUUCCCCCUAUUUCUCAGACCAACAAAUUUAAGAUUGAAUUUUCUACUUCAGUGCCUUUUCAAUUGUACCACUAGACCAUACAUAAAAAUUAUAAUUUAAAAAAAUGGCCAGGGAAGAAAAUUAAUAUUUUGUGUACUUCUGUUCAUUCCAAAGAUAUUUUUCAUAGAACCUAAUUGCUAUGUACUUUUGCAACUUGCAUUUUCUAUGUACAUAUGUAUUUUUUUUUUUUGUUGUUGUAAGGUUUGUCCCUCCUUUGGACCCUGGGUCUCGUAUAGAUCACAAAGUUAUAUUUUAGUCAUUGUGUCUAUUAAAUUCUUAUGUCAAAUAAUGUUACAAGUCACAGGCAUCACAAUGAUACAACCAAAAAGAUCUGUGUAGUAGUUACAUCUUGAUAAUUCAGGUUAAUGUUUUUUGCCACUAUUUCACUUGCCUGAUUUUUGUUUUUUAUAUGUAAGUUCGUCUCUUUAUAAGUGAUGAAUUUGUAUUCUAAUUGAAUAAUUUAUCAUGCCUAAAAUAGUUGCUCAUCAGUGUGAUUAGAUGAAUUUUAUUAUUAUCUCUGAUUGAUUUGUAAUCAAUUUUUCUAUAAACAUAAUUAUUUUUAUAUUGUACAGUUUUUAUAUUGUAUUUCAUUUUUCAAGUAUGAGAAUACCUUGAUAAAUAUUGGUAAGUUGAUUUAUUAAAUGCUUUUUCAAAUAAGUUUACUUAUGUUGUUGUUUCCCCCAGUUAUUUUAUCAUAGCCUUUUCUAUGUUAUAAAUGAUUUUGAAGUAAAUUCACGUCAUUAGAGGCAUCAUCCAUUCAUCACCAGAAUCCAUCACCU